This is a messenger RNA of Nasonia vitripennis (jewel wasp), 2573 nucleotides long. RefSeq lists its product as uncharacterized. Bases 179 to 2383 code for a protein of 734 amino acids. The transcript has 2 exons. NCBI's taxonomy places the organism in Eukaryota, Metazoa, Arthropoda, Insecta, Hymenoptera, Pteromalidae. The record is from RefSeq and is a predicted model, not a curated record.
UGCAUUUCAUCAACAUUACUAUAGCAACAUAAAUAACAAACAAUGUCGGUAGUUUGAAAUUAAAAAUUGUCGAGUAAGAGCUUCUUAGCUUACCCUCCAUUUCUUUUAUAAAUUUUUAAUGAAUUAGUUGCAUAAUAAGUUUUAAGACCACAGAAGAUCAAAAUUUACAAGCAAUCAAAUGAACAAAAUUAACGAAAACAAUUUCGCUAAUGAAAAAAAGGAAAAACUGAAACAGUCUCAAAAAACUAGGUUAUCGCGCAACCAGCCAUCAACGCAUUCCGAACAGUUUUCCAUAAUUUUGAAAGCUCCUACAAGGCUCCCUAGAAUUGCCAUGGCUUCGUCGGACUUUGAGCGCCAGCUUACGAGCGCGCAAAAGCUCAACGAUCACAAUUAUCGAGGCCUAGUCUAUCGUGCCUAUCCGAAUGAACCGACUUGCGCGUGUCCACAGAUUGCAUCUGGCAAGAAGACUACGAAGAAGAAGCAGCAGCAGCAGCACUCAAGCUUCUCGGGCUGUCGUUCCGGCUGCACGAGCCGCUGCUGCUCGAGCGUGCGGCAACGAAAAGACGCUAACGACUCCGGGACGAGCCCCGCGCACUUUAUGCCCAUCCAUUGUGCGCCGAGCACGAAAAAUGACGAGGUUUACAGCGGAGUAGCCUGCAACAGCAAAGAGCAAAGAAUCAGAAUGAGGGGUGGCGGAAGCGGCGAGCAGCUUGGCUUUUUCAACGGCGGCUCGGACUUUACGUGGUACAACGGCGGAUUCAUGCCUGCGCUACGUCUUGAAGGCGGAGGCGGAGGAGAAACUUACCCAGCUGCAGGCUGUGGGAAAGCCAAGGGUAUGCAAAGAUUCAACACUUUUGAAAACAACCAAGAUUUCUUCCAAUGGGACCGCAUAAAUCCAGGAUUUAUGGCAGCAAAUAAAUGUCAACUCAGAAAUAAUGAAGAUAAAUCUAAUAAACCUUUGUGCUCUUGUCCUGACAAAAGUCACUUAGAAGCAGUGUUGAAAAAGAAAGGUCACGGAGUUUGCAUUAAAAAACCUUGCCUAGGAACAGAUUGUCUAAUCAAGGCUUUUCAAGAUGCACAAGACUUUGUGGACUCCAUAGGAAAAGUACCUGGAUUAGCUGGUCUAGGUAUAAUUGAAAGUCCUUAUUUUGGCCAAUCUAAGGAAGUAAAGGAAGUGAAAAAAGCAGAAUCUAAAUUAGGACCUACCAACAAACAUGCUGAAACGACAAGCAAUCUAUGCAACACUCAAAAUCUUGAAAAUUUGAAAAUGCUAAAUUACAAUAAAUCAUUAGCAGCGCAUACCCCUAAUCUACCAAAAAAAUCUGGGGUUGUUCAAGAAGGAAUUGUUGCUAUUCCAGAUCCAUUAGUUCAUGCAUCGCUGAAACCUAAAAAGAAAGAUGAAAAAAUUGAAAAGCCAAAAGAAACAGAAAGUAGCACCUCUCCUAUUCAAAAUUUUGAAGAUACGCCUUGUGGGGAACCAAAAUGUAAGUCAAAGCCAAAAAAAGUUGUUGCCGAAGAAGCAAAUUCAGAUUCUGCUGAAAAAAUUGACGCUAUACGAGACAAAGUUUCUGCUCCACAAAAAGCAGAUAAAAAGCAUUCACCAAAAAUGAGAUCACAUUCAGGUCUGAGUGGUGAUCGCACUAGGAACUCUAAAUCUACUCCACGAUUAUCCAAAUCAGCCAAGGCAAAUCAGUUUAUUUAUUCAUUUGGCAACUCUUACCCAACUUCUGUAUAUGGACAUAAAAACUGCAGUCUUCUUCGAACUCGAGUUCCAGCACACAUGGGUUGGAUGUGGAAUCAAACUGAUACAGUAGGCAAACUCAAGCUUCGGGCUGGAUGGAGACCUGGUGCAAUCAGUGUACAUCUUCGUGAUAUUUUGAGGGAGGCUAAAGAAGGUUUCUUAAAAGAAACACGAAGACCAAGAUCAGCACCAUCUAAAAGCAGAAAAGGAAAAGCUCAGAAAACUAUGAGUUAUACUUCCAUAAAAAAAACUCUUAUUGCUAAUGAGGAGGAAACUGAAGAAGAAGACAAUUUUCCACCAACACUACAUAUACAUAGAAAAGAUGGCGUGUAUUAUGUUACUAUGUAUCCGAUCCGACCAGAAGCUUCGGAAGUGCCACGAAUAGAUGAGCCUGUCAAUCCUCUUCAAUUCAAAAUUGUCAAGAGUAAAGAUUCUCUUGCAUCCAGCUCCACCGCAUCAGAUAUGGAGAUAGAAUUUACUCCUCCAGCUGCUGUUAAUCGCCUAAAGAAAAAACCAAACGUUAUCCACAUAGAAACGCAAGUAAAACAACAAGAAAUUUUAGAUGCCUUUAAAAAGACUGCGGAUUUCAAAAAGAAAAAUAAAGAUAGCAAAACUAAAAAGGAUAAAGUAAAAAAGAAAUAGAUCAUAAUAAUUGUAAGGCGAAUAUUGGUGUAAAUGCAAUUAUGUGAAACGAUUGAAUUAAUUGUAAAACUAGCAUAUAUUUGCAUAGAUUGCUGUGUAAAAAAUUCUUCUACAUUUGCAUUAGGUAUUAAAUUAAUAUGUAUCGAUCAAUUGAAUUUUAAAAGACUAAUAAAUAUUUCUUAACAAAUUA